AUCCCUCCCCAUGCUCCCGGGGCGGCGGGCAGCUCCGCGCCGCGCUCCCGGCAGCUGAGCGGCGGGGCCGCGCGUCCCCCGGCGGGGAGAAGAGCCCGUGCUCGGCGGCCGCCAGGAUGUACACGGCCGGCCUGGCCCCCUUCUACGCCUCCAACUUCAGCCUCUGGUCAGCGGCGUACUGCUCGGCGUCGGGGCCCGGCGCCGGCGGCUGCUUCCCCCUGGACGCCGCCGCGGCCAAGAAGCCGUCCUUCUGCAUCGCCGACAUCCUCCACGCCGGCGGCGAGGCGGCGGGCGGCCCUGCCGAGAGCCUGCCCGGCGGCCCCGGGGCCGGGCUGCCGGCGGCGCUGGGCGCCGUCCACCACGGCGGCCCCUUCCACGCCGCCGCCUCGCCGCUGCGGCCCACGCCCGUCGUGGCCCCCGACGCCCCGUCCGCCGCCGCCUUCCCGCAGCGCCUCUCGCCGCUCUCGGCCGCCUUCCACCCCCCGCACCACCACCACCGGCCCCCGCAGCACCGCUCCCCGGCGGCGGCGGCGGCGGGGGGCGGCGGGGCCCCGGCCCCCGGCCGGGUGCCUGGCGGCCACACGCACGGCUCGGCGCCGGCGCCCGCCAGCAAGGACCUGAAAUUCGGCAUCGACCGCAUCUUGUCGGCGGAGUUCGACCCCAAAGUGAAGGAAGGCAACACGCUGAGAGAUCUCACCUCCUUAUUAACUGCCAGCCGCCAAAGCGGGGUUCAUCUCCCCAGCUUGCAGCCUUCCGCCAGCCAGUUCUUCGCGUCUCUAGACCCCAUUAACGAGGCCUCUGCUCUUCUGGGUCCCUUAAACACAACCCCAAGGAGCUCAGUUCAGCACCAGUUUCAAGACACUUUUCCAGGUCCGUACGCGGUGCUAACCAAGGACACGCUGCCUCAGACCUACAAGAGGAAGCGCUCCUGGUCCAGGGCUGUUUUUUCCAACCUGCAGAGGAAAGGUUUAGAAAAGCGCUUCGAAAUCCAGAAGUACGUCACCAAACCCGACAGAAAGCAACUGGCGGCGAUGCUGGGGCUGACGGAUGCUCAAGUGAAGGUGUGGUUCCAGAACCGCCGGAUGAAGUGGCGGCACUCCAAGGAGGCGCAGGCCCAGAAGGACAAGGAGCCGCCGCCGGAGCCGGAGCCGGCGGCCCCGCGCUCCGCCCCGCCGCCCGCCGCCGCGGGGGAGCCCGAGCGCAGCCCCAGCCGCUCCGAUGGCGACAGCGACAGCAGCGACGCCGACUCCCUCGACAUGGCCCCCAGCGACACGGAAAGGACUGAGGGUGCCGAGCAGAGCCUGCCCCCCGCCGGGGCCGCCAAGCCCCCCGGCAGCCCCGGCCUCCCGUCCCCGCCGCCCGCCGCCAGCCCCGAGCCGCGGGGCGCGCUAUAG
Messenger RNA from Cygnus atratus (black swan), 1394 nucleotides. RefSeq names its product H2.0 like homeobox (gene HLX). The transcript is spliced from 4 exons. Gene Ontology annotation, biological process: regulation of DNA-templated transcription. Gene Ontology annotation, molecular function: DNA-binding transcription factor activity, RNA polymerase II-specific; sequence-specific DNA binding. Bases 117 to 1394 code for a protein of 425 amino acids. The record is from RefSeq and is a predicted model, not a curated record. NCBI's taxonomy places the organism in Eukaryota, Metazoa, Chordata, Aves, Anseriformes, Anatidae.